UUCACCCACGGCUACACCUAGACCACGUUACAUCAAUUGCCACGAAGAUACUAUCAGUAUGAGUGCCGCAAUUUCCAUCUUCGGGCUGCUUGUAUGGUCCCUCUCGUUGACCCAAGCAAGACUUGUCAAGCCAGCAGCCGAUAUAUACUUCUGGACCAUAACAGACUGGUACACUAAACUUACCACCGAUACGCGCACUGUAGAAUAUCACUUCAUAGCAUACGCUCCCUACGACGGCGAACAUCCCAACGUCGGACAAGGCUCAAGUCACAGACCCGCAUUCACACAGCUCUGCACCGGCAACGUCACAGGCACACCGCUUGUAUCUGACUGGAAAGCAUGUACGCCCCAGGGUCCGCACGAAGAGAAGAGCAGCUUCGCAGCGCGCGUCAUCCAGGAUAAGGGAGAGUCGAGGAUCGUGAUGGCGCUGAUUUGGGAGGCGCGCGAUUAUUCGGGGUAUGUCUGUUGUUCUGCGAGUAUUCUUUUGGGGACUAGAGUGGGGCGUGUGGCUGAUCGAUCGCAGACCUGUGAAGAUGUACAAUCUUACUUCGUGGAAUGUCACGGAUGGGUGGGAGAAUCCGAGUUAUCCGAAGUAUGAGUCCUUUCAAAUUGAAUAUGGGCAUUUUAGUACUUAUAUU
This is a messenger RNA of Periconia digitata, 638 nucleotides long. The record is from the annotation of a GenBank genome assembly. Lineage: Eukaryota; Fungi; Ascomycota; Dothideomycetes; Pleosporales; Periconiaceae.